CACCCUAUAGCAAAAAAGAAAAAAAAAAAAACUCUCUCAAAAAAAAAUACCUACUGAAAGACAUUAUACUGCAGAGAGGUAGCAGAUUUGAGAACAUGAGUGAAAUCCCAGACAUGUCUUCUAUGAAAAAAAGGAACCUAGACAAAGAUAAAAGAACAUCUAUGCUUAUCUGUUCUAAACCAGCGUAUAAGGUUCCUCAUUCCAGAUCUCCCACCCCAUCGAGACUCCCCACUGUCCACUUACAAGAAAGCUCCUCUUUCAAACACCAGCUGCUCCGUCUUCAGUGAGCUUAGUCAGAGCAAGGCACAGAUGUCAGAGGACAGGAUCCUUGGGAGAGGAACUAAAGGAUAUCCCCAUCUGAAAAGUCCAGAAUCCAGGAUCUGCAGUGGUAACAGGAAAGACAGGAAAUUGCUCUGCCACCAACUAUUUGUAGUUUGGGAUAUCAGUUACCAGUAUGUACCCUGAGGACUCUUGUAAGAAUAAGAAGAUAGAAUAAAGUAUUUGGGUUAAAACUGGUCCAGGGAGAUUUGAAAGCCCAAUUCCUUCCUAUUUCUUUGUUAGUUUGCUUUUUUGUUUUGUUUUCAGCCUCAGGCAGGGUGGUAAGGAACACUGCUUGGUCAUAUUUUACACUGCUUUGAGGCUGAUGACUACUGAGGUCCACCUAUGACUGAGAAGGCAUCUCAUGUACCUUCAGCUUUCUGCUCAACCAGGGGGAAGAGGGCAGGGAUGGAGCCUCCUGUUACGGAUCCUCCACCUUCUCCCUCACCCACCUGCCAUGCAGCAGAUGCCAUCAUACUCAAGUGUUUAGCAUAGACCCUGCUCAGACCUUUCUUAUCUGAUGUCAAAGAUGAGGCAGUUGAGCAGAGAUGAAUUGAAAGGAAAACAAUAGUCCUAGGAAUUUAGGCCUCCCAACAAGGUAAAGAAGCUCAUAAAAAUAAAAUCAGUCCAUCUCUGAUGGAAGAGCUGAGGCCCAAGGCAGGAGGCAGAGGCUGAAAGAAGGUAAGGCCCCCAAGAGAGGAAGAAGACUUCAUAUACCAUGGUGCAGACUCCACAAGGUCCUCAGGCAAUCAGAUACUGGAAAUGAGGUGAAGAUAUCUCCAAUUUGGACCUCUGAGCCAGACAGGGUCAUUGGGAGGUAAAGAUGCUCACCCUUGCUUCCUAACCUCUGAGCUGUGCAUCUCGCUUUGUGGGCACCAGUGGGAUGAGUGGAAGAAGGUGACUCAGACUCUUCAUACUGAAAGGUCUGAAUCUCUUGUUCUUCAGCUUCCUACAGCCCCACAACAAUCCUGAGGGAACUGCAGGCUAGCCCAACAGGAAGACUCAUGACUCCAAUCCAGGGACUGUGACAGAGGCCUUAAAUCCAUGGUGUACGUAAAGAUCUGAUGUGGGAGAGACCAUUUCUAAACCUACAGGAAUGGGACAUUGGAAGAGAGCUUUGGACAGGACAGUAGGAUUCAACAUGUAGGGCUGGUAGUGAGGAACGGGGAGAGGGAAUUACCAACUCUAGGGAGAGAGAUAAAAGCGAACAGAAAGGAAAACAAUCUAGGAUUUGGGGUCAGCCAGGAUGAGGGUUACCAGUAGAGGCUGGAGACGAAAGCAGGAUUUCAGUGCCAAAAUGUGGUUCCAGGUUCUCCCUGGGAUUGCCGCUAUGGGCGUGUGCUCGGUCAUUCCCAGACUGACCACUGCGUGUGUACAUGCACAAGUUCAUGAACGGGGUAAGGAAAACAGGGUUGCCAUUUUUACAAACCAGCAACAUUUGAUGGAAAGAGACAGGCACAUCUUGGGAGUUAAUUGUCACUAUGUGUCAAAGGAUUUGGAGAACACUGAUUAAGAAAGUUUCUUGAUUGAUGAAAAAUAACUCAGUUAUGGUCGUCUACUGCUAGAAGGUUAUACAGUGUGUUACGUAGCAUGCAGUGUAUUCUGUAACAGUGCUGAAUAACACUAAAAUGAAAAAUAAAAAGAAAGGAAUAGAAAGAGGCUAGAGAUAGUUGGAUCAGAUUUUCUCAUGAGCUUCACCUAUCAGAGGCCGCAGUACCUACACCAGGAGGAAUGAGGUUACACUGCACAUCCACUCUCACCACAAGUACCCUAUCCCAGGACAGAAGAAGACCUGAAGCUGCUUUCCUAAGAAGAUAACUCCUGACUGUGGGCUUCUGAGUUCACUCUCUGGUAAACAGAAAGCUGAAAAUGGCUUGAGAUAGUACAAAUUCUUCUUCCUACUCCACAGGAAGGUGGGCUUGGGGCCACUGGCUAAGGAAGGUAUAAUGUGACCUUUACUGGCUAAUGGGAAUAAUGGGGACUAGAUGCUCCCCCCCACCACACACACACACACACACACACACACACACACACACACACACACAGAGGCACCUCAGUAAGAGCCCUAUACAAGGUCUCCAAAGGAAGUCUUGGGUCAGUUCCACUAUAGGCUCCCACCUACUCAUGCUGUAGCCAUUACCCGCAAAUCAUCAUCCGAAACCCAGGUCCUAAUUCCAUCCACAAGAGCAUGAUGAGCACUUGUACAGUUUCUGUGUCU
Tupaia belangeri chinensis (Chinese tree shrew) is the source of this 2536-nucleotide messenger RNA. RefSeq names its product NADH dehydrogenase [ubiquinone] 1 alpha subcomplex subunit 1-like. NCBI's taxonomy places the organism in Eukaryota, Metazoa, Chordata, Mammalia, Scandentia, Tupaiidae. The record is from RefSeq and is a predicted model, not a curated record. The coding region runs from base 1565 to 1831 and encodes 88 amino acids. The transcript has a single exon.